AUGUUUUUCCCUUCUCUUCACUCAAUCAUCACACGUCUCACAACACGUUGGCCUCUUCUACUUUCUGCUGCAACAUGGACAAUCCUCUUGACGUUAACAGUGGCCGUGGCUUCUUUUGCUCCUGAAUUGGCUUUUGUAUCGGCUAUAUCUCCUUCGUCAUCUUUCUCAAGAUCAUGUUACGCAGAUGGGUUUGUUAGGAUUCCUUUGGACUUUCCCAGGGAGAGUUUGUGCGUGCCUUCUCGUAUGGCGAAGAGGUCCCCGUUGGAUUUCUUUGUUCCUACCGUGUUUUCAGCGCUUGUUGUGGUUGGUUCUACUUUCGUGGUUCGAUCUCUGGGCUUGUGGGAGACUGGGAGAGCUUGA
Pistacia vera is the source of this 360-nucleotide messenger RNA. RefSeq lists its product as uncharacterized. The record is from RefSeq and is a predicted model, not a curated record. The transcript has a single exon. The coding region runs from base 1 to 360 and encodes 119 amino acids. NCBI's taxonomy places the organism in Eukaryota, Viridiplantae, Streptophyta, Magnoliopsida, Sapindales, Anacardiaceae.